GAGCCCGUGGAACAGCGUGUGACCGUAGACUGAAAGUUAUCGUUUAUGUUUGCAAUAUUUGUGUCCGCAUGAGUGUUAAGUUAAAACACGCUGCUUUUGUGACGGUUUUACAGUUUUGAUGCUUCUUACUGGGUGCGGUUGUAUUUUUUUACGAGGAGCACCUGAAGGCAGCCCUUCUCCAAGGAACAGUGCAGCUAAAGUAGUGUAGUAGUAGUAGUAGCGGUAACACAUGUGAAAAAAAUAGCCUUUAUCUAAACCUUUUUAGGUAAUUUCCAACAUUAUGAACUUAUAUCUGAAGCAAGGAUAUUAUUUUACUCGGAAAAGUAACCAAUAGCCCGUUAUCUUUUUUUUUUUAAUCUGGUAGGCGUGUUUUGUUUUCUAAAAGUUAAGCAGCGGUUUAUUAGUUUGCUAAAAAUGCCAACAGAAGUAAAGCAGAGGAAGAAAACUCAAAAACUAAAUGAUGAAGUGACGGAAACUGCAAAAGAUGAAGCGCAGAAAGUAAAAACAGAAGACAAGACGGGAGGAAAUAAAGCGUCUUCACGUCUGGACAUUAAAAGUGUGAUGUGUUUAAUGUCGCUUGCUGCUUGCGGGGCUUUGAGCUGGGUGGUGCUGCAGCAAAAUGAGAGGUUUUCCCACAUUGAGGAAAAGUACAAAUCACUGCAUGGAAAAGCUUCCAGUCUGUUCGACAUGGAGGAGGAGAUUGUCAGAGUUUCUAAAAAGCUCGCCACCUCUGAAGACGACUUGCAGGCGGCGCUCUCCACCGUCUCCUUGGCAACAAGACUCCAGCAGGACAUCUCCACCCUACACGCCGCCGUCAUGGCGAUGCAGGCCGACGAGAACUCCGCAUCCCGGGACUUGCAGACGGUCAACGCCCACUUCCUUAACGUGACGGAGACGUGGCAGCAGCGGCUGGCCGUCGUCACCUCAGACCUGUCUGCCCUCAAGGCCGAGUCCAGGGAGGCUCAUGCAGGAGCCACUGAGCGGGUGAACGAGGCCGAGCGGAGGGCCCGGUCGCUGGCGGAGAGGCUGGAGGAGCUGGAGGACAGCACCAAGAGGAACACUCGAGCUCUGGAGCGCACCGAGGAGAACGACGCCAAGCGAGCGCAGAAUCAGCUGGACUGGAACACCGAACAGAUCCACAAGCUGGAGGAGCUGAUCGGCAGCCUGAGCAGGAGGGAGGCCGAGCUGAACUCCCAGCUGCAGGAGCACAUUCCCCGAGCACAGCAGUGUGAGGAGCACCUGCCGCAGGUGGAGGAGGCGGUGCGCUCCAUCCUCAGACUGGGCGGAGAUCUGAACGCGGCGGAGAAGAGGCUGGAGGAGGUGACGCUACAGGUGUUUGGGACCGAGGACAGCAUGCUGAAAGCGCUGAACGAAAUCCUCGAGAUCAGGCAGGAGCUGGACACCCUGCAGGCUCACAACAGCAUCCUGAAGAUGAAGAAUGAGCUGUCCGUGGUCAAAGAGGCGGUCCAUGAACUCACCAUGGUGUUGAGGGAAAGUAGAGUGGACAGCCAAGCGGACGUGGACCCUCUGGAGGAAGAGGGAUGGAAAUACGAAGAUGAGGAGGAGAUGUGGGAAAAAGAUGAGCAGGACGAAUCAACUCAACCUCUUCUAGAUGACUUCACUGAGUGAGGUCAUUGUUUUGUCAGCUAGGGAGAAGGAGUGGCGAUUUCGUAUCGUAUUAUGUGCUGUAAAAGGCCUUAAAUGAAGUUUAAUAUUAAAGUUCUGCUACGUUUGUACCUCAGUUCAGCGUCAUUGUGAAAGUAGCCUGUUGUCAACAUGCACUGUAGUACAGCACACACAUUUAACUUCCUGUACUAUUUUUAUAAAACACUUCAUUAGUCUCUAGCUGCCCAUUUGCAGUUUUACACAUAUAAUUAAUUAGCUCAUUAGAUGGUAGUCAGUCUCAUAUUUAAUGUAUCGAGUAAACAUUGUUCAGGUGAUUGUUUUUUUUUUGUAUUAUUCAGCCUUAACUGAAUAUUUUUUAUGUUCUGAAGUGUUGCUUGGAGAAAAUGAGUGUUUUGAUGGUGUGUUAGGAAACUGUACAUGGCAUUUUCUUAAUGUGCAGACACAGACAUACAAAUAUGUAGAAAAUGAUGAAUCAGAGAAAAAGCAAUAAUGAACAUCAUCAUGAGUUGCAGCUCUUGGUAGGUUUUGUAAAUGUUUUGACAUUUUUCACAUUUCCAUCUGAUAUUUGUUUCCACUACAGCACAGUUUAUUUAAAUAAAAUCACAUUUUUUGUA
Messenger RNA from Acanthochromis polyacanthus (spiny chromis), 2240 nucleotides. It is a transcript of the gene ikbip, whose product is annotated as IKBKB interacting protein. The record is from RefSeq and is a predicted model, not a curated record. NCBI's taxonomy places the organism in Eukaryota, Metazoa, Chordata, Actinopteri, Pomacentridae. The coding region runs from base 415 to 1629 and encodes 404 amino acids. The transcript is spliced from 3 exons.